AGAGAGAAGAGAGAGAGAGAGAGAGAGAGAGAGAGAGAGAGAGAGAAGGGUGAGAGAGAGAGAGAUAAUAGUUUCAUAAAAGCCACAUCCGAUCCACGACAUUCUUUCAGCAGUUAUUUUUGUUUCCAUUCCGUCUGCCCAGAAAGUGUUGUUAUGGGAAUAUAACAGAGAGAUAGACAGACAGACAUACCAGUAGGAUGACUACGCUGUUUACGUAAUUAUAAACCCACUGAACAAAAACAUAGACAUCUUUGGAAUGAUGUUUUUGUAGGUGCAGUGCAGGUAGUAGCAUAGGCUGCUAUUUGUCCGUGUGUAGAAACAGAUUCAGUUUGGGUGUAGAGAGGAGAACAGCUAGACAGAGGGGGGGGAUUGAUAAGGAAUCUGAUCAUUAUCUUAUUAUAUUCACCACUGGACAAUUACUGGGGAAGCAAUCUGGAAUGGAAACUUCCUGUGUCCUGUUUCUGUGUGUCUCAGUAUGUGUGUCUCAGUACGUUGCCUAUUGCCAUUCGUAGCCGGCAUCUUCGUGCAAAAUUGCAUUACGUCACUACAUAAUUCUGGUGAAUUCUCUCGCCCACCAAAACAAGGACUUUGACUACAGGCGGCCAGCCAGCCACCCGCCCCGUUAGCUGCAUGGUGUAGUAGAGUAGAGAAGCAUCAUCAGCAUCAACAACAACAACACCGGGAAAUGCAGCUGCUGUAACGGAACUGGUCCCCCACCCACCACCGGCAGAUGGAGUGUGAGCGCGCCACCGCCACGUGACUCGGUCGGUUCGCAUCUGUAGUGUGGCGGAGAAUCUCACUCUGCAUCAUGGCUGCGGAAGAUGUAGCUGCCCGGUCCCGAACCGCCCCCCUCUUCCCCAGGGUACCCUUCUCCCCAGCCCGGCUGCUGUUCCUCUCUCUCCUCUCCCUCUGCCUCAUCCCCUCCCCGUCCCUCGCCCUGCUCGGCUUCCGUCCGGAGGAGACCGGGGGAGAGCUGUCCGUGGACGACGGGGUGCUGAAAGCCACGGAGGGAACCCGCUUCAUGCUGCGGGUCUACUACGCCUCAUCCCCACAGAGGCUCAACCGGACCGCUGGGGCCAGAGCCAACGCCGCUCCCUGGAUAGCAUUCAUCGAGGAGCCGAGGCCGGGGAGAGAGGGGCAGGUCCACCCGAAGCGGAAUAUGUGCAUGGAUAAAAACGCCAGGAGCUCGGAUAUUGAGAUCUUGGGCUCUUUCAAGUCCGCUUCGAGUCAGAACUCCGUGUUGGUGGAAGUAUUGGCUAAGAACCUGCGCAGGGGAGAGAAGAUGAAGUACUAUUCGAUUUGCGCCUUCGACGGGUCCAAAUGGGAGCACUACCGGACCCGGGAUUUCUGGGUCGCCGUGGUGGAGCGCGGGGCUGAACCGGACCUCUGGCUUCAAGUGUUAGUAUCGGUUCUGUUACUGGCCCUCUCGGCGCUCUUCAGUGGCCUGAACCUCAGUCUGCUCGCGUUGGACCCGGUGGAGCUCCAGGUUCUGCAGAACAGCGGCACGGACAAGGAGCAGAAAUACGCGAGGAAAAUCGAGUCCGUGCGGCGGCACGGUAACUACGUCCUGUGCACUUUGCUGCUGGGCAACGCGCUGAUCAACGCAGCGCUCGCAGUGUGGAUGUGUCAGAUCCUGGGGAUGACCUGGUUGUCCACCAUUAUCUGCGCGUUUGGGAUCUUUUUCAUUGGGGAGAUCCUGCCACACUCUGUUGCGUCGCGGCACGGCCUGGCCAUUGCGUCCAAAACCAUCUGGGUAACCCGUCUUCUCAUGGUUCUCUCCUUCCCCAUCUCCUACCCCAUCAGUAAACUCCUGGACUUCAUCCUCCAUCAGGAGAUCAGUAACUUUUAUACGCGGGAAAAACUCCUCGAGAUGCUGCGUGUGACCGACCCGUACCACGACCUGGUUAAAGAGGAGCUCAACAUCAUACAGGGUGCGCUCGAGCUCCGGACCAAGACUGUAGAAGAUGUUCUGACUCCGCUAACCGACUGCUUCAUGCUCACCUCGGAAGCGGUGCUAGACUUCAACACCAUGUCGGAGAUUAUGCAGAGCGGCUACACGCGCAUCCCGGUGUUCGAAAACUUGCGGUCGAACAUUGUGGAUAUUCUGUUCGUGAAGGACUUGGCGUUCGUUGACCCGGAUGACUGUACCCAUCUGAAGACCAUAACACAGUUCUAUAAACACCCCAUGCACUGUGUGUUCAACGACACCAAACUGGACGCCAUGCUGGAGGAGUUCAAGAAGGGCAAGUCCCACCUGGCCAUCGUCCAGCGGGUCAACAACGAGGGUGAGGGUGACCCCUUUUAUGAGGUCAUGGGCAUCGUGACCCUGGAGGACGUUAUAGAGGAGAUCAUCAAGUCAGAGAUACUGGACGAGACUGACCUCUACACUGAUAACCGUACUAAGCGUCGUGUUUCUCACCAUGAGAGGAAGCAGCAGGACUUCUCCAUCUUUAAGCUGUCGGAGAACGAGAUGAAGGUGAAGAUCUCUCCCCAGCUCCUCCUCGCCACGCACCGCUUCCUCUCCACAGAGGUGGAGCCCUUCAAGCCAGCCCACCUAUCAGAGAAGAUCUUACUGCGUCUCAUUAAACACCCCAGUGUGGUCCAGGAGCUGAGCUACGAUGACAAGAACAAACUGGCCCCACAGCACUUCCUGUUUCAGAGAAACAAACCUGUUGACUACUUCAUCCUGUUACUACAGGGUCGUGUGGAGGUGGAGUUUGGUAAAGAGGCUCUGAGGUUUGAGAACGGAGCGUUCGCCUACUACGGGGUGCCUGCCAUCAUGCCCACCGUCCACAGAUCCCCCUCCCGUAGCAGUGGUCUGGACCGGUCUGACUCUAUGCUGUAUGGGGGCAGUCUGGGCCAACUCAACGGAGGGGGGAGCGUCUACCUGCCUGACUACUCUGUUAGGCAGCUCACACACCUGCAGGUCAUUAAGAUCACCCGUAGCCACUACCAGAACGCCCUAACAGCCACUCUGAUGGACAGCUCCCCCCAGACCCCCGACACAGACGCCCGGCCCACAGACGGGAACACUCCCGACCUCCCUGUCCCGGAGCAGAGUGGAGACCACCUCCUCCCCCCCAGAGAGACCCGGCCCAGCUUGGCCAGAACCAGAGGACAGCAGUCCUCCGUCCCACACAGCACCUCUCUGCUCAACGAGAAGAACCGCAUCGUCCGCAGUAAAUCAGACGGUCAGAACAGCCCCAGUGACUCCGUGUUCCUCAGGAUGGAUGAGAUCUCGUACAUCAGAGAGGAGCACUCAGACGGCACCAACGACACAGCCUCUGUUGCUAUAGAAACGGACGCCCCCUCCUCUUUCAUCAGUGCUCUGUCUCUGAGUGGAUCAGAGGACACACUGGGCAAGAAACUACUGCUCAAACUCAGUCACAAGAAGAGGAAAAAGUCUCGGGAAGGAGACAAGACACCUGAGGAGACAUCAGAGCAGCCGCUGGUCAAGACCUAGCAGUGUGUGUGUGUGUGUGUGUGUGUGUGUGUGUGUGUGUGUGUGUGUGUGUGUGUGUGUGUGUGUGUGUGUGUGUGUGUGUGUGUGUGUGUGUGUGUGUGUGUGUGUGUGUAUAUGGACUAACUCACACUAUCAUCAACAGCCUAUUUCCCUCUUUUUGAUCGUUUGUCAGACGUUUCUGCAACGUUUGUCAGACGUUCCAGUCACUAGUUGACCACUCAGAUGUCCCAACCAACAGACAUUCUAAAGGGAAACAGAAGGAUAUAACAGCACAUAGAAAAGAUAGACCUCAUCUCCCCCUAACACCCCCCCAGUCUCUGAUCUUAGACCGAACCAAAUGGGAGGAACGGAAGCUACCAUGUCAUCAUGAACCUGGGGGGGGGGUUUAUUUUCUUGAAUGUUUCAUGUCGAAGUGGCUAAUGGAUUUGAAGACAAAGGAUGUCAGGAGAAGAGAGGAGGUUUUUGGUUUAAGCCACUGUCACAAUUGAAUUCACCCCCCCCUCUUACAAAAGAAUUGAAUUGGCCCUGUUGGAGCUGUGACAAGGAAACCAAAGACUAUGUAGAUAUCAUCAGUGCACAGAAGAAUAUUCACCAUGCGCCCUUAUAAAGAGCUCACCCAUUCCUUCUUCAGGUGGUUUUAUGGAUGCUGUGUCACUUGAGUUAUUUGAUAGUGAAUGUUUAUUACUAUUCUCUUCUGUCCUCUUUCCGAUCUACUGUCUAAUGGGGGAAUCCUAACUUCACUUGAGUGGAUUUUCAUGCAUUGAUAUCAAUGGGAGACUUAAGUGAAAAAUCUAUUUAGGAUUCACCCAGAAGUUGACUUGUCAGAAUGGACUCAUGCUAUAGUGGUGUAAGGGGUUUAAAAGGACUGGAGACGGUUUGGGGUUUGAAUGCCUUACUAAUGAGAAAGUCUUCAAUCUGCAUGUUUUAGAUACUAGCUGAGCACCAUGUAGAUCUCUAUUCUCUCAGCCCGACUGUUAUCACAACUUCCUCAAACAGUGGGUAUGAGAACUGACCAGUCACAAGAACGGACCAGUCUCUUCCAAAUGAUGUAUAUGAGCAAUACUGAAACUCUUUUACACAGUUGUGAACGGGACACAUCCAAAAGACGCUACUAAUGUAGGAUGUGCCAUUAGGAAACAUCUUGUUGUAGAGAAUACUUAUUUGAUCUGACAAGCUGUACCGUAAGACCCAUGUUUCUCUCCCUCUCUGGGUUAAGACCACGGGUCUCUGCUCUGACUGGGUUUGUGCCGAUUCAGGUUUGUGCCACUGCACCACAGUGGGGGGAGAAAGAUGGGGGCGGAGAGAAAGGGA
This is a messenger RNA of Oncorhynchus gorbuscha (pink salmon), 4774 nucleotides long. Its product is annotated as metal transporter CNNM1-like. The transcript is spliced from 10 exons. The record is from RefSeq and is a predicted model, not a curated record. Gene Ontology annotation, cellular component: plasma membrane. Gene Ontology annotation, biological process: magnesium ion homeostasis; transport. Lineage: Eukaryota; Metazoa; Chordata; Actinopteri; Salmoniformes; Salmonidae. Gene Ontology annotation, molecular function: transmembrane transporter activity. Bases 809 to 3463 code for a protein of 884 amino acids.